Molecule: messenger RNA, 787 nt
Organism: Loxodonta africana (African savanna elephant)
Lineage: Eukaryota; Metazoa; Chordata; Mammalia; Proboscidea; Elephantidae
Gene: H1-4
Product: H1.4 linker histone, cluster member
Exons: 1
Coding region: 70-729 (219 amino acids)
Biological process (GO): nucleosome assembly
Cellular component (GO): nucleosome
Molecular function (GO): structural constituent of chromatin; DNA binding
Source: RefSeq, a predicted model, not a curated record
GCGCAGCCCGAGUCCCGGCCAGUGCCUCUGUUUCCUGCUGGAGUUGAGCUUCCCAUACCCGCCCUUAGCAUGUCCGAGACUGCGCCUGCUGUGCCCGCCGCUCCGGCCCCUGCCGAGAAGGCGCCCGUGAAGAAGAAGCCUCGCAAGUCCGCAGGUGCCGCCAAGCGCAAGGCGUCCGGGCCCCCAGUGUCCGAGCUCAUCACCAAGGCGGUGGCCGCCUCUAAGGAGCGCAGCGGCGUGUCCCUGGCAGCGCUCAAGAAGGCGCUGGCGGCCGCCGGCUACGAUGUGGAGAAAAACAACAGCCGCAUCAAGUUGGGUCUGAAGAGCCUGGUGAGCAAGGGUACCCUGGUGCAGACCAAGGGUACUGGCGCCUCAGGCUCUUUCAAACUCAACAAGAAGGCAGCUUCUGGGGAAGCAAAGCCUAAAGUCAAGAAGGCGGGCGCGGCCAAGGCCAAGAAGCCUGCGGGAGCGGCUAAGAAGUCCAAGAAGGCGGCGGGGGCAGCCACCCCGAAAAAGAGCGCCAAGAAGACCCCAAAGAAGGCGAAGAAGCCGGCUGCGGCUACAGGAGCCAAAAAAGCGAAGAGUCCGAAAAAAGCGAAGGCAGCCAAGCCCAAGAAGACACCCAAGAGCCCAGCAAAGGCCAAAGCGGUGAAACCCAAGGCGGCUAAACCGAAGACCGCCAAGCCCAAGGCUGCCAAACCAAAGAAGGCGGCAGCCAAGAAGAAGUAGGAAGUUUCUUUGGCCAACUGCUUAGAGGCUAAAUACAACCCAAAGGCUCUUUUCAGAG